AUGCCUACACCAGUUUCAACUGUGGCUUUUGAGAGUGCUUUUAGCACGGGUGGGAGAGUUUUAGAGGUAUAUAGAAGCUCUCUCAAACCAAAAAUGACAGAGGCUCUAAUUUAUGCUCAGAAUUGGUUGAGGCCUUCUUUUUACGAAUUCAAAGACUUGGAAUUCAACGAGGAGUAUGAGAUUUCCGAAGAUGUUUUACAAGGAUUUACUGAAACUUCAGCCGGAAGUGGAGUUCUGUCAUCCUCUCUGACUCAGUCACAGCCUUCUGGCUAUGUCUAA
Messenger RNA from Lathyrus sativus (Indian pea), 279 nucleotides. NCBI's taxonomy places the organism in Eukaryota, Viridiplantae, Streptophyta, Magnoliopsida, Fabales, Fabaceae. The record is from the annotation of a GenBank genome assembly.